Messenger RNA from Xyrauchen texanus (razorback sucker), 2701 nucleotides. It is a transcript of the gene tmc5, whose product is annotated as transmembrane channel like 5. Gene Ontology annotation, molecular function: mechanosensitive monoatomic ion channel activity. The transcript has 17 exons. NCBI's taxonomy places the organism in Eukaryota, Metazoa, Chordata, Actinopteri, Cypriniformes, Catostomidae. Bases 120 to 2132 code for a protein of 670 amino acids. Gene Ontology annotation, cellular component: plasma membrane. The record is from RefSeq and is a predicted model, not a curated record.
ACUCAGUAGUCUGUUAUUCAUGACCAGGACUCUUAAUGGAAUGUGUACACAAAUGUAACAUCUAAAAAGGGAUAUUUUUUGUCUUCCUGUCAGGACAAAUUUAAGAUCUAAUCGGGAAGAUGAGAAGAAUGAGUGUCUUCCCUCAGAAUGGCACUACUCUGAGAAACCUGGGACUUACUGCGAAUGAAAUCCAACAGGAAGUAGAGAACAAUACAUCUGAAUUGGUAUCGGAUCUUGUUGACUUGUCAGCCAGAGCCAGAAUUCAAGCCAUACGGUCCUUGCCUAUGUCAUAUAAUGAAAGGAGAAGGAUCAGGAGCAGAGUGGUCUCUGUCAAACUCUCAAAGAACAUUCUCCCUGUGGACUGUAGUCAGCAGGUCUUGCGGUCCUUCCGCAGAUUUGGUGCUAUCCUGGCAUCAGCUAGGCAACAUUUGGUUGUAUGGCAAGGCACUCUAAAGGAGAUAGGGGGCAGGUUUGGCACAUCCGUCCUCUCAUACUUCCUGUUUCUUAAAUGGCUGCUGAAGUUCAACCUCUUCUCCUUGAUCAUCAACUUCUGCCUCAUCACAAUCCCCCAAAUUGUGCAUGCACCCAAUAUAACUAGUGUCACCGGGUUCAGAGGUCUUGAGCUCCUCACUGGAGUUGGUUCUUUCAACCAGACAGUGUUGUUCUAUGGUGGCUAUAAUGGUGAGGUGAUUGUAUCCAGUCCAGCCUACAACAUGCAAUUGUCUUAUUUUUUCACUAUAGCUACAUAUCUGGUGUUGUGUGGCGUGUCUCUUAUCUACAGCAUGUCCAGAUCCUUUCAGCAGAACUUUGUGUUUGAGUCAGGACCUGUCUCUGGGGGAGCAUGGCGUCUGCUGUGCAGCUGGGAUUUUAGUGUCAUCAAUGAGAAAGCCAUACAGAACAACAAGAACAACUUCGGCAUUCAGCUGAAGGAGUCUUUAUCAGAAAGGUUACAGAAGAACAACACAAUGUCUAUGUCUGAAAGGAUAAAGCAUCUAUCUCUCAACCUACUCUCCUGGCUCCUCUCUUUAGGACUUGCCCUAGGUUGCUGUGCAGGCAUCUACUUCUUAGGGACGAAACAGUUGACAUCCAGGUUGAAUUACGAUCCAAAUGAUUUGGUUGCUGAGGCAUCUACUUUGCUUCUGCCUGUGGUUGUGUCUCUCAUCAACCUGAUUGUGCCUCUUCUCUACUCCCUAAUUAACAAAAUGGAGCAUUACACCAACUCACGGGCAAAGAUUUACAUCAGCAUCAUAAGAAACGUUGUUUUAAAGAUGUCCAUACUUGGAAUUCUUUGCUAUUACUGGCUGCAUUUUGUGCCUACGAGAAUCUCAUGUUGGGAGUCCUUUGUGGGCCAGAGUGUGUAUCGACUCCUGAUAACAGACUUCAUAUUCUGCCUACUUGGCACUUUCUUUGGGGAAUUUCUACGCAAUGUAAUUGGAACCACGUGUGUCCAGAGUCUUGGCGUCCCAGAGUUUGACAUUGCUAGGAAUGUACUUGAUUUGAUCUAUGCCCAGACACUGUCUUGGAUUGGAAUUUACUUCUCCCCCCUCCUUCCAGUAAUUCAAGUCAUUAAACUGUUUAUAAUUUUUUACGUGAAAAAGAUUAGUCUGAGUAUAAACUGCCAGCCUCCCAAACACACUGGCAGAGCUGCUCAGAUGCAGACUGUCUUCAUCGCCUUACUGUUCUUCCCCUCAUUUGUGGGUGCGCUCUCCAUGGUGGCAUACACAGUGUGGAGUCUAAAGCCUUCAGGUCAGUGUGGGCCCUUUCAGGGGCUCGACACCCCCUUCAUGGCCAUUGUCAUUUGGACUGAUUAUAUUCGGAACGUCCCAGGAACCAAUUGGGUCUGGUGGAUUUUCGCAAAUGUGCUGAGAAAUGAGCUCUUCUACUAUUUGAUUGCCUUCAUCAUCCUAGUCAUCACUUAUUUUCUGUGGCAAGUCACUCAGGGACGGAAACAGCUAAUCAAGUCUCUGAGAGAGCAGAUUGUAAAUGAAAGAAAGGACAAAACAUUUCUCCUGAGUAAACUACAAAAUAUACAGGAGCAGAAAAGGGAAGUCACAUCAUUCAGACCUCAGGAGUUUGACCAGGCACCACAUUUCAACUCAAACUGGAUGAACACUCUCCCCUUGGAUAUGUGAUGACACGUUCUUCUCAGAUUAUUUUAUUCAGUACUGGCCUUUUUCUGUAAAUAUUGUAUAACACUGCUAUUCAGAAAGUUCUAACUGUCAUUGGAUGGAAAGUGGAAUCAUUUGGAAACAUCAACAGUGAUGGCACAACAAUGAUAUUUUGUUCAGCAGGUGACAGUAGUUUUCCUCAUGCUAUGUGGGCAAAUUACUGUAGUCGUCGUACAGUUUGUCAAUAUUUUACUUUUAAUAAAUAUCCUUAUACAUAGGUGGCACAGCAGACUGUUGUUUCUGAAAUUUAAGCGUUAUCCUUGUAAAUAUCAUCAAAUGUAUAUUUUAAUAAAUAUUUAAAUAGUGUUGUGGGGGAAGAGUAUGCUGAAUAAAAAGAACUGCAAAGCAUUGUUUUAAAGAUAACAUUAUCAAUUUUAUUGUGAAAAAGUUGUUGCUUUUCAUACACUGUACAAUCAAUAAUUUAAAAACAAAAUGUGUUCGUUGUUGCAAGAAUAAUCUGAUAUCUGAUCAUUCUUUAUGCAAGUUAUUCAGCAGCUUUUAGCUUCAACCAAAGGAAAAUAGUGUUUACAAUU